Rosa chinensis is the source of this 1818-nucleotide messenger RNA. RefSeq names its product pyruvate dehydrogenase E1 component subunit beta-1, mitochondrial. Gene Ontology annotation, biological process: pyruvate decarboxylation to acetyl-CoA. Bases 192 to 1322 code for a protein of 376 amino acids. The transcript is spliced from 16 exons. Gene Ontology annotation, molecular function: pyruvate dehydrogenase (acetyl-transferring) activity. Lineage: Eukaryota; Viridiplantae; Streptophyta; Magnoliopsida; Rosales; Rosaceae. The record is from RefSeq and is a predicted model, not a curated record.
AUUUUUAAAACCUAAAACCAAAAAUAGAAAAUGAAAUAAAUAAAAAGGUCCAAAGCAGAGCACAAAAUACAGAAUAUUAAAACGACACAAUUGAAAGUGGUGGCUGCUGCUCACUCCACGUUCGCCGAUCCGAUCCCAACUCCAAACCGUCGUCAAGUGUUCUCUGUGACUUUGAGGCUUAAUAGACGAAGAUGUUGGGGAUUAUAAGGCAAAAACUGGGAGCUGGAAGCUCAUCUGCUACGAUGCUGGGGCAGUUGCAGAGGAUCCGCCCCGCCGCGUCGGCAUUGAGAAGUUUCUCAUCUUCUGCAAAAGAGCAGAUGACAGUGAGGGAUGCUCUAAACUCUGCCCUUGAUGAGGAAAUGUCCGCCGAUCCGAAAGUGUUUUUGAUGGGUGAAGAGGUUGGGGAGUAUCAAGGUGCUUACAAGAUAACUAAAGGACUUCUGGAUAAGUAUGGCCCUGAGAGGGUUCUCGAUACCCCAAUCACAGAGGCUGGAUUUACUGGAAUUGGAGUUGGUGCUGCUUACUAUGGUCUGAAACCUGUUGUAGAGUUCAUGACCUUCAACUUCUCAAUGCAGGCAAUUGACCAUAUCAUCAAUUCUGCUGCAAAAUCAAAUUAUAUGUCUGCUGGUCAAAUAAAUGUGCCCAUUGUUUUCAGAGGUCCAAACGGUGCUGCUGCUGGUGUUGGUGCCCAGCACUCUCAGUGUUAUGCAGCAUGGUUUGCUGCCGUCCCUGGGUUGAAAGUUUUGGCCCCUUAUUCAUCUGAAGAUGCUCGUGGACUGCUAAAAGCUGCCAUUAGGGACCCUGAUCCUGUUGUUUUUCUUGAAAAUGAGUUGCUAUAUGGUGAAUCAUUUCCUGUUUCUGCCGAAGUUUUUGAUUCCAGUUUUUGCCUUCCAAUAGGAAAAGCUAAGAUCGAGAGAGAAGGAAAGGAUAUCACCAUUACAGCUUUCUCAAAAAUGGUUGGCUAUGCUCUACAGGCUGCUGAGAUUCUUGCUAAGGAGGGAAUUAAUGCUGAGGUCAUAAACUUGCGGUCAAUUCGUCCUCUGGACAGGGCCACCAUCAACACUUCAGUCAGGAAAACCAACAGACUUAUAACAGUUGAAGAAGGAUUUCCUCAGCAUGGUGUUGGUGCUGAAAUCUGUGCAUCCGUUGUUGAGGAGAGCUUUGGUUAUCUUGAUGCGCCUGUUGAGAGGGUUGCUGGGGCUGAUGUUCCCAUGCCUUAUGCAGCCAAUUUGGAGAGAUUGGCUGUUCCUCAGAUUGAAGAUAUUGUUCGUGCUGCAAAGAGAGCGUGCUACAGAUCUGUGCCAUUGGCUGCAAGUGCUUAAAUUUACCCCUUAAAUGCAGAAACUUCUCCGGAACGAGGAGAUACAGAGAUUGUACAUUAUUUCUCUUCUUCAUCCUGUGUGGGGAGGAACUGCUUGUCAAAUAACUGGGAGAUCAUCCUGUGUGAGGAGGAACUGCUCGGUCAAUAACUUGGGAGGACAUUGACAAGAGCGAGGAAUUUUUUUUGACUCUGUUUAGUCGUUUAUAUUUGUGGCUGUCAACAUUACAACCUAUUGGGUUUUGGAAGCCAUUUUCAGGGUUAUCUACUGAAAUACCACAAAUUUUAUUCCACAUAGGUUUAUGGUGCAGCUUCAUUGUUUAUUUUGUGAUGCUUUUUGUCCACUUUGGUGUCUUUUAGUUUAUUAUGCUGAUUGAUAUGUACUCUCAAGAAACUUACGGUUGAAACAAGCGAUAAAAAGAUGAGAAACAAGAAGAAAGCAUUUUGUAAUCAAUGGCAAAUGUCUAUGAAAUUGAGUGACUUACUGAUUUUCGAUGAAA